AUGGGGGACACCCUGGGCAGAGGGGGCGCCCAGAGGAGGCGCCUGAACAAGCGCGGCGGGGCUGAGAAGCCUGAGCUGAGACCGGAAGGCCUCACCAGCAUGGGCAGCCUGGCCGGCCGCGAGAACCUUGAAGAGGAGAAGAACUCAGUAUUCACCUGGGAGGUGAAGGCCAACGACCGGGCCUACAACAAUCAGUUUAAGGAGAAGAUCUUCCUGUGUCUGUGGAGAAAUAAGUACAAGGACAACAUCAUCCACACGGCCAAGUACAACUUCUUCUCCUUCCUGCCCUUGAACUUGUAUGAGCAGUUCCACUGCAUGUCCAACCUCUACUUCCUUCUGAUCAUCAUCCUGCAGGCCUAUAUUACGGCCAAUGCUCCGAAAUUUGCGGAUCAAAUCACAGCUUCAUACCAAUUGCUGCCUUGGUUCACCCUGUUCAUUCCGCUCGUGUCCCUCCUCGUCAUCCGGGCCACCCGAGACCUGGUGGACGACAUCGGCCGACACAGGAGUGACAAGACCAUCAACAACAGGCCCUGUCGCAUGCUGGUGGGGAAGAGCUUCUUGUGGAGGAAAUGGAAGAACCUGUGUGUGGGGGACCUCGUCUGCCUGCACAAAGACAACAUCGUCCCGGCCGACAUGCUCUUGCUGGCCAGCACGGAGCCCAGCAGCUUGUGCUACGUGGAGACAGCUGAUAUCGAUGGGGAGACCAACUUGAAAUUCAGACAGGCCCCGAUGGUCACCCACCACGAGCUGACCAACGUAAGGAAGAUGGCUUCCUUCCAAGGCAAGGUGGUGUGUGAGGAACCCAACAGCCGGAUGCACCACUUUGUGGGGUGCCUGGAGUGGGACGGCAAGAAGUACCCCCUGGACAGCGGCCACAUCCUCCUGCGUGGCUGCAAGAUCCGCAACACGGACACCUGCUACGGCAUGGUCCUCUACGCCGACGACAUGUUGAGCCAGCACCCGGGUGUGGCUGGGGAAGAUGAGUGGGUGGAGGAGAGGAUCUUCCUGACCCUGAUGCUGCUCUCCUCGAUCUUGACCUUGUUCUUUUGGUACACGAUGCCGGAAUUGAAGGGCAAGCAUCACUACACAGGCGAGAAGCGUGUAUACAGCUUGGCCACCGAGACCAUCCUCAUUUUCUGGGCCUUCCUCAUCCUGUUCAGCGUCAUGGUGCCCAUGGCCAUGUUUGUCUUAGCCGAGUUCAUCUACCUGGGAAACAGCAUCUUCAUCAACUGGGACGUGCAGAUGUACUAUGAGCCAAGGGACAGGCCCGCCAAGGCCCGCAACACCAGCCUCGCCGACCAACUGGGCCAGGUGGAGUACAUCUUCUCAGACAAGACCGGCACCCUCACCGAGAACAUUAUGACCUUCAAGAAGUGCUGCAUUGAUGGCAUCAUUUACGGAGGCCUGACGUUGGGGCGCGGGGGCCGUGGGACCCCGAACGGUCCUGGAGAGCUGAGCCUGAAGCAGCGUCUUUCCCCAGGCCCGGACGAGGAGGAGAUUCCACGUAAGGAGAACCCCUACAUCUGGAACAAAUUCGCCGACGGGAAGCUGCUUUUCCGAAACCUGAAGCUCAUGGGCGCUGUGCUGGACAGGAAGGACAGGAUGGUGCAGGAGUUCUGGCGCCUGCUGGCCAUCUGCCACACGGUCAUGGCGCAGGAGAAAGACAGUGAGCGACCAGACAAGCUGGUGUACCAGGCGGCCUCCCCGGACGAGGAGGCGCUGGUCACAGCCGCCCGGAACUUCGGCUACGUGUUCCUGGCACGCACGCAGGACAGCAUCACGGUGGUGGAGCUGGGGGAGGAGCGGGUGUACCAGGUGCUGGCCAUCAUGGACUUCAACAGCAUCCGGAAGCGGAUGUCGGUGCUGGUCAGGGACCCCGAGGGCUCCAUCUACCUCUACACCAAAGGCGCUGACAUCGUCAUCUUUGAUCUCUUGUGCAAGAAGGCCUUGACGGAGUGGAAGACGGAGGAGGCCCUAGCAUCCUUUGCCCAGGAGACCCUGCGCACGCUGUGCCUGGCCUACAAGAAGGUGGAUGAGGAUGCAUACAAGGUCUGGCACCAGCGGCACCAGGAGGCCAGCAUCCUGCUUCAGAACCGGGCCCAUGCCCUACACCAGCUGUAUGAGGAGAUGGAGCAGAACCUCCAGCUGCUGGGAGCCACAGCCAUCGAAGACAGGCUCCAGGAUGGUGUCCCCGAAACCAUCCAGUGUCUUAAGCAAGGGAACAUCAAAGUAUGGGUACUCACAGGAGACAAGCAAGAGACCGCGGUGAACAUCGGCUUUGCUUGCCGGUUGCUCUCGGAGGACAUGCUCAUCCUGGAGGAGAAGGAGAUAGUUCGGAUCCUGGAGGCCUACGGGGAGAGCAACAACAACCUGCUGGGUGACAAGGACAGUCUGAAGAACCUGUUCCUGCCCCAGGUCAAGACGGCCAUGGUCAUCAACGGGGAGUUCCUGGACCAGCUGCUGCUGUCCCUUCACAAGGAGCCACGGGCGCUGGUCCAGAACGUCAGCACGGAUUUGGAGUCCUGGCAGGGGGCGGAGGAGCAGACGCCGGACUUCCCGAAGGCCAGGCGCGUCUCUCCGCUGUGGCAGUCCCUCCGCAUCCAGCUGAGGAGCGCGAAGGGCAAGGGCGCCGGCAGCGGCGAGACCCCUGACGUGCAGCGGGAGCAGGCCUUCGUGGAGCUGGCCUCCAGGUGCCAAGCGGUCAUCUGCUGCCGGGUGACGCCCAAGCAGAAGGCCUUGAUCGUGGCGCUGGUCAAGAAAUACCGGGACGUGGUGACUCUGGCCAUCGGGGACGGCGCCAAUGACGUCAACAUGAUCAAGACUGCGGACGUCGGCGUGGGGCUGGCGGGCCAGGAGGGCAUGCAGGCGGUGCACAGCAGCGACUACGUGCUGGCCCAGUUCUGCUUCCUACGGCGGCUGCUGCUGGUGCACGGGCGCUGGUCCUACAUGCGCAUCUGCAAGUUCCUGCGCUACUUCAUCUACAAGACGGUGGCCAGCAUGAUGGUCCAGAUCUGGUUCGCCUUCUACAACGGCUUCACCGCCCAGCCCCUGUACGAAGGCUGGUUCCUGGCUCUCUACAACCUGCUGUACACCACCCUCCCCGUCCUCUACAUUGGGCUCUUCGAGCAGGACCUGAGCGCCAAGCAGAGCCUGGAGCUGCCUGAGCUCUACGUCCACGGCCAGCAGGACCGGCUCUUCAACUACUGGGUCUUCUUCCAGGCCGUCGCCCAUGGCAUGGCCACCUCUCUGGUCAACUUCUUCGUGACUCUCUGGGUGAGCCGUGACACGGCGGGGCCGCUCAGCUUCAGUGACUACCAGUCUUUUGCCGAGGUCGUGGCCCUCUCGUGCCUGCUGUCCAUCACGGUGGAGGUCAUUCUCAUCAUCAAGUACUGGACGGUCCUGUGCGUGCUCGCCAUUUCCCUCAGCCUCUGCCUGUACAUGGUCAUAACGUGGGCCAGCCAGAGCUUCUGGCUCUUCAGAGCCUCGCCCUUGGCCUUUCCGUUUCUGUACGCGAACCGCAACGUGGUGUCCCAGCCGUCUGCCUUGUGGUCCUGUUCCUUGAACACCCUGCCCGUAUUAGCCUUUCGUAUCAUUUACCAAGCUCUCAAGAAGCCACAUCCCAAGGCGGAGGCGGAGGCGGAGAUCCCGUCGCAGGAAAUCAUCACCGUGGAUACUCAGCCCUAUCUGCAUCGGGGGUCCCGGAGCCGGCGCUCCAGCUACGCCUUCUCCCACCGCGAGGGCUACGCGGACCUCAUCACGCAGGGCACGAUCCUUCGGAGGUCCCCGGCGAUCAACAGCGACAUCCUGGCAGAUCACACGUUCCUGCCCGAUGAAGAAUUGGUUCUGAACAUCACCAAGUCGCCCUGGUACCGUAGGAGGAUGUCGUUCCUGGUGAGGACGCUCCGGCUCCAGGAGAAGGUGUCCUCCGAAGAGGUGCCUUCCACCUCCACCGCGAGCUCCUCCCUGACCAUGGAAGGGAAGACCUCGGGCACCAAGAGCACGACCCCCUCCACGAACGUGCCAUCCACGUCGUCCCUCGAGAAGCUGUCAGCGAAGCAGGUGCCGCCGUAUUCUCCCGAGGGUCUGCCACCCACCACGGAGAGGCCACCGUCACCCAGAGAGAGCCAGCCACUGCCUUCGUACCAGUCGUCUUUAGAGAACCGGCCAGCAUCCCUGGAGGAGAAGAAGACCUUUUGGAAGAUGUCGCUGCUGUCCUGGAAAAGCUGGCAAAAGGAGUCCCACUCCUUCGAGGCGGGGACGGCGCCGCCUCCCAACGAGACACAGACAGCCUGCGCUGCGGCGGAAACUCUGCCCCCGAGCAGGGUGGGGUCACCCACAUGCGAGCAGGCGACGGAGGUGGAGCCCUCAGCCACCCAGGGGCCGCCAGCGCCUGGCGGGCAGCCAAGUGACACACCGCCUGGCACGGCAGCCCCCCCGCCUCCGCCUCGGGAGGGACAGUGA
Messenger RNA from Pteropus alecto (black flying fox), 4461 nucleotides. It is a transcript of the gene ATP8B3, whose product is annotated as ATPase phospholipid transporting 8B3. The record is from RefSeq and is a predicted model, not a curated record. Gene Ontology annotation, cellular component: plasma membrane. NCBI's taxonomy places the organism in Eukaryota, Metazoa, Chordata, Mammalia, Chiroptera, Pteropodidae. Gene Ontology annotation, molecular function: ATPase-coupled intramembrane lipid carrier activity; ATP hydrolysis activity; magnesium ion binding. Gene Ontology annotation, biological process: phospholipid translocation; Golgi organization.